Molecule: messenger RNA, 658 nt
Organism: Cutaneotrichosporon oleaginosum
Lineage: Eukaryota; Fungi; Basidiomycota; Tremellomycetes; Trichosporonales; Trichosporonaceae
Biological process (GO): double-strand break repair via homologous recombination
Cellular component (GO): Shu complex
Molecular function (GO): zinc ion binding
Source: RefSeq, a predicted model, not a curated record
GUGGAUAAGUGGGCCCCAGCCGGUGGAGGUUGGCCAAGCGCGGGUGAUGCGACUUCGCCUUCCUCCCUCUCGUCAUGGAUGCCUCACCACACUUCCUACUUCUCGCAGCGACGCUCCUCGACUCGUCUUUAGAUGAUGACACUACUCUUCUCCAGCUCCACGCCGUGUUCGGGCCGAUGCUCUUGAGCGCGAUGCAGCUGGUGGACCGGCGGGAGGUGGUGCAUGUAGACCUUGGGGGACGAGGGCUAUACCAGGUAUCGUCAUCGGCAGGCGCACCGUAUACGCUCUACCUCGACCUCCCCGAGCUGCCUCCUCCUCCCGCCGAAGACCCUCGUCCGGAGACUGUGGAGCCGCCGGAAGAAAAUGCUGGCGAAGCAGUCCUGCGAGAAGCUACAGAGCAAGCGGCCCGAGUCAGGGCGGUCAAGCUCAAGGCGGCCAACGACGCCCGGCUGCGCGCCAACGCCGAAAAGCUACGACACAUGUACUGCCCCUGUACGGGAUGGGCCUUCAACGCGCUCGAAGGACGACAUAUCUUCUGCAAGCAUGUCCUUGCGGUGCUCCUCGCGCACCGCUUGGGGCAGACUGUGCGAACGCGAGUGGGGGUGCAUGCGGCCGCGGGGCUGCUUGGGAUCUCGGCGUAGAGCGAUGCACUGAUGCU